Molecule: messenger RNA, 3603 nt
Organism: Dromiciops gliroides (monito del monte)
Lineage: Eukaryota; Metazoa; Chordata; Mammalia; Microbiotheria; Microbiotheriidae
Gene: SERP2
Product: stress associated endoplasmic reticulum protein family member 2
Exons: 3
Coding region: 103-300 (65 amino acids)
Biological process (GO): endoplasmic reticulum unfolded protein response
Cellular component (GO): endoplasmic reticulum
Source: RefSeq, a predicted model, not a curated record
AGAGGGAGGGAGGGAGGAAGGAAGGAAGGAAGGAAGGAAGGAAGGAAGGAAGGAAGGAAAGAGGGAAGGAAGGAGUUUAAAACAAUUAAAAGCAGCCAAGCAAUGGUGGCCAAACAGCGGAUCCGGAUGGCUAACAAGAAGCACAGCAAAAACAUCACACAGAGAGGGAACGUAGCCAAAACCCUGAGACCACAAGAAGAGAAAUACCCUGUGGGCCCGUGGCUGCUGGCACUGUUUGUUUUUGUUGUCUGUGGAUCAGCUAUAUUUCAGAUCAUCCAGAGUAUAAGGAUGGGGAUGUGAGGCGGCAGACUUGAUCUCCCUUCCUCCAUCAGGAGGGUGAACUGGAUGAGCAUGAAACAGACACAAAAAAACAAAAGCCACGUGGGACCACGCCCUGCACGCAUCAUCAAGGAUGCCAAACCAAACUACCUCUUUAUGUGACAUCUCGGUGCUUGCGUGUUUUCAACAGGAAAGGAAAGGAUGUUCUCUCUACUGGCUGGACGGGCUGUCCCAGCCUUGGGAAAAAGCCACCCUGCCCUGCAUUGGUGUCAUUUCCCGUUUUCUCAUCAGUGUGUAACGCUGGGACCAAUCCACUGGUGUACCUUUGAGGUGUGUCAUCUGUGGUGUGCUGGGAAUUGAUUUUAAAAAUAAAUGCCAGUGCUCACCCUUACACUAUUUGUUGGUUAUAGUCAGAAAGUCACACUUAAGAAAAUAUGGGCAGACUCUACUGACAUUAAUUGAGAAGCAGUGGAGAGGAAAAAAGCACCAGGCAAAACAAUAUUGUUAUUAGGGACUGAGUUCUAGAGGAGCAGUGUGAUAAAGGGGCCAUCAGCCAGAACAGCAUUAAAGUAGGAAUUAGUGUCACCAUAGCAGGAUUGAGGUUAUAAGUUUUAAUAGCGCUCUUGGGAUAGGAUAUUGGUGGGGAUAGUGUGAAGCACACCUCUAUCCAGUCAUAAGAAAAACAAACAGAAGAGCUCAGAAGGUUUCUGCAGGAAGCAUUGGGAUUAUUUUGUUGGAAGACAGUUGUAUGGUAGAGUAACAAUGUAUAAUAACACCUGGGUUAAAAUACCAAUUCUACUGUCUUCUACUUGUGUUAUUAUGGACAAGUCAUUUUAUCAAUCUGGGGCUCAGUUUCUCCCUGCAAGGAAUGGAUUAAAUAAUUGCUAAGGGCCCUUCCAUCAUAUCUAUAUCCCGUCGCCUGGGGAUUCAAGUUGGACAGUACCAACUGGACUUUGAAAAACACUUAGAGGCUUAGCCAGGAGUUCCCCACUGUCAGGCCCAACAAGCUUCAGUACGCACCACUUUUCAUCUUCAUUUCCUUUUUCUGGUGGUGAUGCUUUUAGUCCAUACAACUAACAUCUGUGAGAAUCCACAGAAAACUAUAAAGCAUAAUGCACAUGUAUUUUGCACCCAAGAUGAAUCAGAAAACAUCAGGGACCUUAGAGACCAGAUAAGCCAAGCCCAUCAUCUUGAUAAUUAAGAAACUGAGGUUGGGGGCAGCUAGGUGGCGCAGUGGAUAAAGCACUGCCCCUGGAUUCAGGAGGACCUGAGUUCAAAUCUGGCCUCGGAUACUUAACACUUACUAGCUGUGUGGCCCUGGGCAAGUCACUUAACCCCCAUUGCCCCGCAAAAAAAAGAAAGAAAGGAACUGAGGCAGAAAAAAGUUAAAUGCCCCCCCCACCCCCACCCCAAGUCACACAGGGAUUGAGUAAAAGAGACAACAUUUGAUCCUUGGUCUUCUGAUUGUAAAUUCAAUGUAUUUUCAUUCAUAUUGAAAUACUCCAAAUCCUCUUUCUAUAGAUGAGAAACCUGAAAAAUUAAGUGGUGAACUGAUAUCAUCUUUAUAACCACCACCACCAUCAUCAUUAUUAAAUGGAGUUGGCUAUUUCAUGCUCUAUCUCCUACCUUUGACUCUGAACAGGAAAGCCAUUUGAGCCUGAGACCUGUUCUUAGCUCCACUGUUAACUUUGUGCUCAAGAAAAGUUGUGGUAUAGUGACAACACAGCUGAAUUUGGGCCUAGAGAACCCAGUGCUAUGACUUACUACCUAGAGGCAGUUAAGGGUCAUGUUAGAGACAAUGCUAGACCUGGAAUGAGGAAGACCUAAGUUCAAGGUCUGCCUCAGAAAUUUACCAGCUAUAUGACCCUGGGCAAAUCACUUUGACUUCUCUCAACCUCAGUGUCUUCAUUUGCAAAAUGGUGAUAAUAGUCUCAACUUCACGGUCUUAUUUGUGAAGAUCUGUGUGCAUCAAGCGCUUUGCAAACCUUAAUGCACUACAUAAAAGUUAGCUAACUCCCUGGGCCUUGAUUUCCUUAUUUGUAAAAAUGAGGGAGAUAGCUUAGAGGACCUCUAAGGUCCCUUUCAGCUCUGAAUGUAUGAUCCUCAUUGAGCAAGUCAAAUGAUAUAGGGCCAUUUUGUCAAAUGAGAUGUUGUUCGUCCUUAGUUUUUGAAGAGGACCAGUGACAUCACGGGAUGAUAUCUUGACUCCAGUAUGAAGUGAAUUUAAGUGAGGCAGAGUUGCUCAAAGUCGUCAGCCUCACUCUCUCUCCCGGAGUCAUAGAAUCCAGUGGCAGGACAAAAGUCAGGAUGACUGCUGAUAGCCCGGGAUGAGAUGGAUGACCUUAGUGUCUCUGAUGUCGGACCAAGCUCUAUUAAACGAGAUAACCUCGGUGCAGAGGGACGGGGUUCACCCAGAGACCUUUUGAUCAACUCGAUGAGACCACAAAGCAUAAAUAAGCCUUUGUAGGCAUGCAUUUGGGGGCAGUGAUCCGUGGAGCAUGGGCAUGGCUACUGUCACCUUACUCAGAGAAUAUGUGGCACUCCUGAUUGACUGGGACUCUGUAAGGACCAACUCUUGUCAAAGCAACUGUGGUCUAUAAAAAGUGACUCACAGACCAGCUCUCGUUCUCUUUUGGAUUCCUUCACUCUUUUCCCUUCACCCUUUCUGCCAAAAGGGUGGAAAAGGGAUUAUUCCCUUCUCUUUUCCCUUCCCCUCUCCAACCCAAUAACUCCUGGCAACUUGCUUCAGAUGUGAACGGCAUCUCAGUGGCCUGAGAGGAGAAUUCAUGGACCAUCUCUCUGACCCCCAACUUCCUGUGCAGAGGAAGUAGAUGUUUUCAGCUCCUGGGCACCAUGAUCUCAGAAUCUAGAGGCUUCUAGCUGCUGAAGAAGGACUUAUUGGGUAGUGCCAGAUUUGGGGACUGACCUUUGAGUGAGUGACCCCAAGUUCAAGAGUUCCUAAAUUCAAGAAUUUAGACAAUAGCCUUCUAGACUAGAGGGAAAAGAUUUUUUUCAACAGCAUGCUUCAUGGAGAAAAAAGAGAACAUCUACAGAGUUUCUGAGUGGUCCUAUUUGGAUAAUAAAAGCCAGUGAGUUAUUUGGACAGAGCAAAAAAGGGACUUCCCAUCGAGAAACCCCCAAAGUAUGUCUGAACCUUAAGGGUUGGGGGAGCUGUAUAGGCUGAGGAAAGGAGGGACUCACCAGAGCACCUCCAGUUGGAGAGAACUGAUGGACUACUAGAGAGAUGUAUAUGUUUUCUGUAACUGUUGAUGGGCUCCCAUGAAUCUUUUGCACCUUCUACAUUCUCUGUGGGGUAAAAUAAAG